UAUAUUUAUCAUCUCAAGUUCUAUUGUAUCUAUCAUAUGAAAAUUUUGAGCUCGACGAUUAUAUCUCCGUAUAAGAAAAAUAUAAACAGUAGAGUGACCUCUAAGGAUAAGCGGAUAAAUCUUGUCUGCAGUAGAACCGUGUCCUCAAAGAUUCAAUCAUAAUGUGUGCGGUUUGAGCGUAAAUAAAAUGCCCGAGUUUAAUAAACCUAACAUUUUAGUUCAGUUAAAAUAUUACGCAUAAUAAAGGACAAUAACGAAAAAUUUCAAAACAGUUGUAAUGUCGCAAAACGAUAUAAGUGACGAUGAAACGGAUCUGCGGAGGCCUCGGGUGUUUUUCAAGACAGGUUUAGAACAGAUCGCUCACUGCAGCUGUAGCAACUCAGUUGUGCCCAGUCCGAUCAGUCCUAGCUCCUCUGUCUCGAGUUCCAUGAUAUUCGGACAGAUCACCGAUGAUGUGCUCCGCGCCUGGAGUCAAUUGCCGGAGACGAUUCGCCUGGAUCCCAGGUUGGCGGUUUUCCAGAGAGAAUGCGACCGGAUAGCGGAGGCGAGAUCCAUGGAUUGCAUGAAGAAAGACUGCCUCGUUGUGAACAUGUGCCCGCAUCCUGUGACGCAAAUCAGUGAUCCAAAUCAAAUUCAAACAAUUCAAAGCAACGUCGACGAGGACGGGCAGGAUAUUCACACGCAGGAGAAGCAGAAGCCGAUUUGUCGUUACUCGAAGUUAAUCGUGCUCUCCUGCUGUUGGCUAUUUUUUACAAUAAUACUCAUGUUCAAAUCUGAGAAGAUCGAGACAAUGCAUCGGUUUUCCAUUUCUAAUGGGCAAAUUAAGAAUUGUCAAAUUAGCGAGUUUAUUACGAACGAGUUGAUUAGCAUAAUGGUGGAAGGACCAAUGUUGCCCUCGGAUAAAGUCGAACAGCACACGAAUUUAUCUACGCACCACUUAAUGAUAUGGCUUGAACUUUUUAUAGACGAGAAUCCGUCCUAUGCCAACUUGGAGAACUUGAAGAACAUAAACGACGUGUGGACCUUGUCGUUACUGCCCGAAAACUUGAGGGACAUUUUUCCUGAGCAGAAGCAGGAAAGAACUUUUAAAAUAAACGUCGAUAGCGAGGCACUAUCGCGCGGUGUAAUGUUUAUCAAGUUACGUACAAAUUCAGAGUCAAAUUUUUCGUUUUCCUUAGCUUACACUCUGUCGCCGAUGAAUGCCGAUGCCGGCAUAAUAUACGCCGCUUUCCUUUUAAUUGGCCUCUACAUCAUGAUUAUUUUCGAGGUUGUGCAUAGAACUUUGGCUGCUAUAUUAACGUCCAUGGCGUCUAUUGCGAUAUUGGCGAUUUUAAACGAGCGACCACGUAUGGAUGAAAUAAUUUCUUGGAUAGAUAUGGAUACGCUAUUGCUAUUGUUCUCUAUGAUGGUGCUAGUAGCCAUUAUCGCUGACACCGGCAUAUUCGACUGGCUAGCAGUCUACGCUUACAAGAUAACUGCCGGCAAAUUAUGGCCGAUGAUCAUAGCCCUAUGCUUCUUUACCGCUUUUCUGUCAUCGAUACUGGACAACGUAACGACCGUGUUGUUAAUGACACCAGUGACUAUCCGAUUGUGCGAGGUGAUGGAAUUGAACCCAGUCCCGAUCUUGACCGCUAUGGUGGUCUACUCCAAUAUCGGAGGCGCGAUGACACCAAUUGGCGAUCCACCGAAUGUCAUUAUCGCUUCCAAUAAAAAUGUCAAAAAUGCCAAUAUCGACUUUGGCACAUUCUCGUUGCACAUGAGUAUCGGGGUGAUACUGGUGUUGGUCGUGAUUUCUGCGCAAAUCCGUUAUAUUUUCCGAGAUAUCGCAGCUCUCAGAUUCAACGAGCCACAAGACGUACAGGAUCUGAGACACAUGAUUGCCAUUUGGCAACGAGCAGCGGCGAGUCUGUCCAGUUACAGCAAGGACGAAAAUCUGGUGAGGGAGACGUUGUUGAAGAAAGUGCAACGUUUACUGUCGCAACUAAAGAGGAAGUUGAUAACAGGAAGCGCAGCGUUAGAAAAAUAUAAAACCACGCUCGAGGAAUUACAGGAAAAAUAUCCCAUCAGAGAUAAGUGGUUGAUGGCAAAGUCGGGAUUUGUGCUGUCUUUUGUCAUCACGCUUUUCUUCCUGCAUAGCGUGCCUCGUUUGCAUCUAUCUCUGGGCUGGAUCGCCCUAGUCGGAACCUCGCUGCUUUUAAUAUUGGCCGAUAGCGAGGAUUUCGAUGGGCUUAUGGCGCGCGUCGAAUGGAGCACGUUAUUAUUUUUCGCAUCGUUGUUUGUUCUCAUGGAGGCUCUCUCGCGUAUGGGUCUCAUCACUUGGAUUGGCAAACAAACCGAAAACUUUAUUCUGUCGGUUAAUGAAGAAUCUCGAUUAGCAGUUGCGAUACUGUUAUUGCUCUGGGUAUCGGCUAUUGCGAGCUCUCUCGUCGACAAUGUACCGCUCGCUACCAUGAUGGUGAGAAUCGCGUCGAAUCUCGCGCAAAAUCGUGAGCUCAGCUUGCCUAUGCAACCCUUGGUAUGGGCAUUGACAUUUGGCGCUUGUAUGGGAGGUAAUGGAACUUUGAUUGGAGCUACUGCCAACGUUGUUUGCAUGGGUGUCGCGGAGCAACACGGCUACAGAUUUAGCUUCAUGCAAUUCUUCAAGGUAGGAUUUCCCAUCAUGAUAACAAGCACCAUAACAGUAACAGUAUAUCUGCUAAUUGCCCACGUAAUCUUCGACUGGAAUGGAAAGUAAAUAUAAUGAAGAAUGAUAUGAGAGCAAAGAUUUGUUCGAUGUACAAGAAACAAUGUAUAUCGUACAUUUGUAGAAAUGUUUAAUAUAUAAUGCCCUCUAAGAGCAAAUUAAUACAAUUACGUAACAUUAUCAAAUAAUUCUUAAGAGAAUUAUUAUGAUUUAAGUUCCGAUAGACAGAAUUAUUCAUUUAACGCGAUACAAUAUCU
This is a messenger RNA of Camponotus floridanus (Florida carpenter ant), 2940 nucleotides long. Its product is annotated as P protein. NCBI's taxonomy places the organism in Eukaryota, Metazoa, Arthropoda, Insecta, Hymenoptera, Formicidae. The transcript has 17 exons. Gene Ontology annotation, biological process: transmembrane transport. The record is from RefSeq and is a predicted model, not a curated record. The coding region runs from base 278 to 2734 and encodes 818 amino acids. Gene Ontology annotation, cellular component: membrane.